Drosophila busckii is the source of this 706-nucleotide messenger RNA. Its product is annotated as tctex1 domain-containing protein 2. Lineage: Eukaryota; Metazoa; Arthropoda; Insecta; Diptera; Drosophilidae. Gene Ontology annotation, biological process: microtubule-based movement. Gene Ontology annotation, molecular function: dynein intermediate chain binding. Gene Ontology annotation, cellular component: cytoplasmic dynein complex; cytoplasm. The transcript has 2 exons. The record is from RefSeq and is a predicted model, not a curated record. Bases 20 to 520 code for a protein of 166 amino acids.
UAAUUUUAAUUAAUAAGAUAUGGCAGAGACAAAAGCAAAUCCAAGCUCAGUUAAAACUAAUGAUAUAGCAAAGCAGUCUGAUAUGGUCAAAACACAAACUAUUAAGCCGCCGGUGCAGGGCGGCGGUGAUGAAAUGGACAUUGAAAUGGAUGCUUCUAAUCAGCCGGCGUUUAGCAUGAUGCGACCGGCAUUUGGUGAAAGUUUUCCAUUGCCAAUUGUUAAAAGCAUUAUGAACAACAUAAUGACGGAAAAACUUAAAGACAAGACAUACGACAAAAACAUAGCCAAGACGUGGACGCGCGAAAUUGCCGACGAAGUAAAUCAACAGAUUGCAACAAAUUCAAAGGUGAAACGUUACAAGCAUGUGGUGCAAGUGAUGCUGGGACAAGAGCUAGGAGCUGGAGCUACCUACCUAUCACGCUGCUGCUGGGACUGCGAUUGCGAUACAUCCAUCUCCGAGGUAUUUAGCAAUACAAGUUUGUUUUGUGUGUGCACCGUGUACGCAACGUUUCAGUAUUGAAACUGACAAUUAUUAAACUAUAGUAAGUAUGUAUGUUAGGAGAUAGGUUAAAGUUUAGUAAAUUUACCAAAGCUGCAAGGCAACACAGACAACGCAAGUCGCUCUACUAAACUUACGGAAAACACCAUUAUGUGCACAUUAGUUUUAAGAAAUCUCAUUAUAUUUAAAGCAAACUAUACGUUUAGA